Molecule: messenger RNA, 4250 nt
Organism: Magallana angulata
Lineage: Eukaryota; Metazoa; Mollusca; Bivalvia; Ostreida; Ostreidae
Product: potassium voltage-gated channel protein Shal-like
Exons: 5
Coding region: 791-2740 (649 amino acids)
Biological process (GO): potassium ion transmembrane transport; protein homooligomerization
Cellular component (GO): membrane; voltage-gated potassium channel complex
Molecular function (GO): A-type (transient outward) potassium channel activity; protein binding
Source: RefSeq, a predicted model, not a curated record
CACUAAGAGCAGCAUUAUAGCUUAGGCGUCUAAAAAUACCGCGCAUUCCCUGUAUGCUCAUUGCUCAGUACCGGGUGCAAUACAGAAGUACUUUGGGGGGUGAAGAUGAAGGGGAUUCCUGGCUGUAUGGACAUGUGAGCUAGGCUUCUAUUGACUCCUUCUCCCAGAGAUUAACUAAUUGUGUCUACCCCGCCUCAUUGUAUACGAGCGAUAUAUCGAUCGCCUGUCUGUACUUGCAGUGUUGUUUCGUAUGGUGUAACGAGAGGCAGAAACUACAAAACAGAAUUUUUCCCUAUUGUAUGCAGAGUAAAGGCUCACGCAGUGAUGGAGGCGAACUCUCCUCCGCAACGUCUCAGCGAGGAGUAAAAACGUUCUGAAUCCCCGUUCGUCGUGGAGGCCAAGAAAUGUUGAGAGAUUUCAAACGGAGGGAUUUUUACAUGUAAUCUCAAGUGAUUGCGAAGUAGAGAGAGAGAGCGAGUGAGGAGAAAAAAAUAUAUAUCAAAAACCACCUUGUUGAAGUUAAGGAAUUAUGGAUACUGCUUCAACCGUGAUAUGUAGACUGGUACGGGUUAAUUGGAAGAAUUAAUUAAUAUGAAUCAUGGAUUUCAGCGUUAAUGAUUCCGAAGCAUAAGAGAUGGUAAGGUCGACAUGUUUAAUGUUUUUUGCAGUUAUAGGGUCAUUUUUUGCAUGACCUUUGUGAAUACCAUAACAUAUUAAUAAAAAAAAACAAAAAUUCAAAAUUGUUUUCAUUCCGCAUUUUGAGUCUCUUCCAUCGAGUAAGGGGAACGUCAUGGCGUCGGUCGCGGCAUGGCUACCUUUCGCCCGGGCUUCCGCCAUUGGGUGGGUACCAGUCGCCUCAAAUCCCCUCCCCCCUCCCAUGGUCCGGCAAGAAGACAGACGUGGGGACGAGAAAAUCACCAUCAACGUCAGCGGGAGGGUUUUUGAAGUAUGGCGGACGACGCUCGAAAAAUACCCAGAUACCCUUCUAGGCUCGAACGAAAAAGAUUUCUUCUACGAUGAGGAAUGUAAGGAUUAUUUCUUCGAUAGGGACCCCGAGCUUUUCCGACACAUUUUAAACUACUACCGAACAGGAAAACUACAUUACCCUAAGCACGAAUGUCUAGCGGCAUACGACGAAGAACUGUCUUUUUUUGGUAUCCUUCCAGACCUUAUAGGAGACUGUUGCUAUGAGGACUACAGGGACAGAAAGCGCGAAAAUCAGGAACGUCUAAUAGACGACAAGAACUCUGAAAAUGGCCACUUGGAACCUGUGGCAAAUCUCAGGGAGCGAAUGUGGAGAUGGUUUGAAAACCCCCACAUCGGGACCGCUGCCCUCGUCUUCUACUAUGUAACGGGAUUCUUUAUCGCCGUAUCUGUGAUGGCCAACGUUAUAGAAACUAUACCAUGUGGGGUCAUUAAGGGCACCCACGAAAACCCCGCCUGUGGGGAACGAUUUGAAGCAAUAUUUUUCUGUUUAGAUACCGCUUGUGUGAUGAUCUUUACAGCCGAAUAUUUACUUCGCCUUUAUGCAGCGCCAGACAGGUGUAAAUUCAUGCGCAGUGUCAUGAGCGUAAUAGAUGUUGUGGCUAUUCUUCCUUAUUAUAUAGGACUCGUCAUUACUGAUAAUGAUGACGUCAGUGGCGCUUUCGUCACGCUUCGAGUAUUUCGUGUAUUUAGGAUCUUCAAAUUUUCCCGCCACUCGCAAGGUUUACGAAUUCUUGGAUAUACGCUUAAGAGUUGUGCAAGUGAGCUGGGUUUUCUUCUUUUUUCACUGACCAUGGCUAUAAUCAUUUUUGCUACGGUGAUGUUUUACGCCGAACGAAAUGUGGAGGACACAAAAUUCAUAAGUAUUCCCGAGGCAUUCUGGUAUACCAUCGUAACCAUGACAACCCUAGGUUAUGGUGAUAUGGUGCCAAAGACGAUUGCCGGAAAAAUAGUUGGCGGCUUGUGUUCCUUGAGCGGAGUUUUAGUCAUCGCACUUCCUGUUCCUGUUAUUGUGUCCAACUUCAGUAGAAUUUAUCAUCAAAACCAAAGAGCUGAUAAACGAAAAGCACAAAAGAAAGCGAGAAUCGCCCGUAUUCGAAUGGCCAAAAACGCCAGUGGUGCCGCCUUCAUCAGCAGCAAGAAGCGAGCAGAGGAGGCCAUGCGAGCCCGCGAGAGCGGACUAGAAGUAGAGGACCUGAAAAAUCAAGACACACUGGAGAUGCAGCAUCACCAUUUACUCAGCUGCCUGGAGAAAACCACAGACCGAGAAUUCGUGGAAUUGGAUAUGGCGUAUAAUGGGGCUCCUAACAAACCCUCUGAGACACCCCCUCCCUCUCCGGACCCCUCGCUGACGUCACUAGACCGGCGGAAAGGCACUGGGUGCUGCGGUCGUAGGUUUUCUCCACAUCGAAGAUUUCUCGUAAAGCGAAGAAACACUGAUUCUGAUCAAGAUGACCUGAACGAUAUUCAAAUUCGACUUCCAACCAUCAACCGAUCCUCCAGAUCGAAUCUGAACGCCGUCAGCGGCGGCGGCGGCGGCGGCGGGGGCGGGGCGACAACUCCAAACAGUAAAUCCAAUAAUCUGACUGUUACUACAGCCAUUGUUACACCACCAACGCCGAGCACAACUCCAGAGACCGAAUCACUCCUGGCGCAAACUGAUCAGUCACCGCCGCCGUAUCCACAGACUUCUUCUACUCAGACACCGUACACUUCACAAAACCCAGGAGAUGUGGUUAAAAUAUCCUCAUUGUGAUAAUUAAUCGUGUGUUAGCUAAAAUCUUCACGUCUCACAAUGCUACUAUGAUAUAUUUAAAAUGCAACUCUAGACAAUUGGACAUCGCAAAACAUUUGCACCGAAUCGGCAUUGAUGAUCAUGAUGAUUUAUGACGGAAAAUUAUUGGAUAACUAUACCUCAGUGUUAAAGAAUGAACAGUGAAGGUGUCAAUGAAGGAGCUUCAAUCAAAAUCUUUAUGCGAUGACGAAAAAUAAGUAAAACGGAUAAAAAAAAUCAAACACGAAGAGGCGUGAAGUAUUUGCUACGAAAUCUGCCCAAAUAAUUCCAUUUUAUUCAUUUUUCAAUGGAUACUGCACUGACCACAGAUAUUGCGGAAUGUUAUUUAUAGUGUGAUUUCUUUCACCAGUUUACCACGUGAUUCUCUUUUCCCGCGGAGAAAAUACAUGGGAUAUGACAAACUUAUCACGUGAUACUUUCCAGAGCGAUGAAUGGUUGAUUUUUUUUUAAAUUAUGUCUAUAGAAAAUAUUGCUCACGUAUAGUGUUAAGUAUGUAGGUGUGUAGAAUUUGCAAUUUUGUAUUUGCAUCAGAUCUCACAUCAUUUUUUGCAACACAUCCGUAUUCAUGCAAAGUGCGAUAACCCCUGAAUCAUUUCAGCAUUUCAAAAAAAAAUUAUGUCUAUCCUACUAUGCAUAGUAGACUUAGAGGAUUGUAGGAAAGGAAAAUAAACCAAAGAAUAAGGAAAAAAAAUCUUUUUCAGAACAAGUUACAUACAUCAGGAUAUACAGACGUUUUGAUUAAUUUACAUAAGAAUAAAAUUGUUUGGUGAAGAAAAUCUUUUUUCGUAAGUAUAUUUAAAGGCAAAAAUCAACACUUAAUUAUACAAUCAUGUUACAUCAUUGCUCAGUGUAUUAAUUGUGGUGUUCAUUAUCUCGUAAACUUUGCCUAGCGAAAGUUCUAAGUUAAAAGAAAAUGAAACAAGAAUAGCCUUGAAUUUCACGAUAUCACUUUGUUAGUAAAAAAAAAAAGAAUAACAUUCUACACUCUACGAACCAUUUAAAAAACCACUCAUUGACGUAUAUCGUUAUUCAUUUGUAUAUAGACCUCAAAUGCGAUAUCACACUUUGAUAUCCACCUUUAGUACCAAAAGAGAAUUCAUUUUGAAAUGUUCGUAAGAAUGGGAUGUAUUUAUUUACCAUAUGCGAAAACUGAAUGUUGACUUAUUCCCGCAGACAGGGCUUUUUUCGACCCUUUAUGUUUGCCCAAUCACGGUUAUAAAAGAUUUCGUCUCCUUUUAAAUUACAUGUAGCUCUUGCGCAGUUGUGGCUGUAGAGAAUAGCCCUUUUUUUAAAUGCCCCGUUUAAAAUUUCCCACACUGUCAAUUAGGCUGAAUUGGGCAAAAAUAAAAAAAAGGGCGAAAAUAUUAAGAAUUGUUUACCCUAUAUAGUUAACCCAUAUUUUCAGGUUUUUAAUCUUUUACUUCAUUUAGUGUCUCAUCCAUCCAAAUCCUCUUUUUUUUUUUUUUUUUUU